Molecule: messenger RNA, 775 nt
Organism: Zophobas morio
Lineage: Eukaryota; Metazoa; Arthropoda; Insecta; Coleoptera; Tenebrionidae
Exons: 2
Coding region: 79-582 (167 amino acids)
Source: RefSeq, a predicted model, not a curated record
UUUUCGUCCGAGAACUGUCUCAUUCUAUGACUGUCUCUUGAGUGAAUCUUCGCAAAUUUUCAGUCCAAAAUUUUGAAUAUGUCAGACCUUCGCCGUAAAUCCUCUUUCACCUUCUCCAAAGACGCCAAAUUUAAUUUCGUCCGGAAAAUUUCGUCUGAACUUCUAGCACCUGCACCGAGGAAAUCCCCAGCGGCCUUCUACUUUCACUCCAUUAGUCCACGCACAUCCAAGCGCUUCCAAAUUCACGUAGACGAGACAAAAUCUGGUGGAAUUCUUAUAGAGGAAGCUUCCCUCUCCGAGAAAUCUGUACCAGAUAAAGCCCACCUAUCUCCCGUCCGCUCAAUAGCCAAAGACUUACCAUAUUCCGAAAUUUGUAGGUUAAGAGCACUAAAAGUUAAGAAACGAAUGAAGCGGCCCGUCAAGGACGAACUGGAUGCAAUGCAGAAUAGUUACCACAAGGCCCUGCACCAGGUCCGCCUGAAUCGUAUCUUUGCGAACCCAGUUCUGAGCAAGGCCAAAUUCAAACCAGUGACGUUGACUCAUGAUGAAGAAUUGCGCCUCAGCGUCUUAUUGUUGAGUUAAAUUCAGCCUAAAUCUGAGUCCAGUGCUGCGUUUCGUCCGGCCAUUAAUCGAAGAUUCACUCAUUUCGGAUCCGCAGCCAAAAUUCAUCUGUCAUCGCAUUCUCACAUACAUUUUCACUGUCAAAUCGUAAAACGUCAAAUCAGGUUUUGUGUCCAAAUUCUGGACGUCAAACUCACAAAUAAACAUUACUACA